AUGUCUUCGAAAAAUCUCAUUUCUACAAGCUUAAAAGAACAAAGUGAAUAUGCGAAAUCAGUAUUUCGCGAUAACUUGAAAGGUCUAGACGCUUUUGCUAGACAUAAAAAGUUCAUUAAUGACUAUGUAAGAUUCUACGGCGGAAAACGUAGAGAAGCUACAACACUCGAUUCCACCGAAACGAAGACAGAGUUUGAUAUUUUAAAAGAGAACCACAAAUUUCUUCGAUCGGAAGCUGAAGAUGAACAAGAAUUAACAUGGGAACAACGCGUCGCGAAAAAGUAUUAUGACAAGUUGUUUAAAGAAUAUUGUAUUGUCGAAUUGAAAUAUUAUAAAGAAGGAAAAAUUGCUCUACGGUGGCGGAUUGAGAAAGAACUAAUGUCUGGUAAAGGUCAAUUUGAAUGCGCGUCAACACGUUGUUCGGAAAAAAGUGGUUUGAAAUCAUGGGAGGUUAAUUUCGCGUAUAUGGAAGAUGGAGAAAAAAAAAACGCAUUAGUUAAAAUUCGGUUAUGUCCAAACUGUUCCGAAAAACUCAACUACAGGAACAAGUAUAAAGCGUCAUCCAAAGUGACACGAGAGCCAAUGAUUAAAGAAGAGGAGGAUGCGCAGAAGGAAGAAAGGAAAAAGACUAAACGCGAUAAAAAGCAUCGUAAAAGACAUUAUUCGGAGAGUGAAGAAGAGAGUAGUAGCGAUGAAAAUGAAUCGCAAGAUGAACAAAAUGGUUCAUCAAGAAAAAAACUCAAAUUGGAAGGGAAAAGAAGUCGCAAAGAAAUUCAUCAUAAACGUGACAAGAGCCAUUCACAAAAGAGUGGCACAAGUGUGCAAAAGAGAUCAUCAUCUUCUUCUUCUCAUGAUAAAAGUUCUGAAGAUGAUGAAUUUUUCGCUGGAUUGUUUAAUUAA
This is a messenger RNA of Ambispora gerdemannii, 900 nucleotides long. NCBI's taxonomy places the organism in Eukaryota, Fungi, Glomeromycota, Glomeromycetes, Archaeosporales, Ambisporaceae. The record is from the annotation of a GenBank genome assembly.